AUGUGUGAAACUACUCCAGAAGAAAUUUUACAAGGUAACUCUCACGGGCUAGUAGAUUAUGAGCCGAAACUUGGACUUGAGUUUGAUAGUGAUGAGAAUGCACUUAAUUUUUACAAUGAGUAUGCAAGAAGGGUUGGUUUUAGUGUUCGCAGAGAGUACGUCAAUACAAAUAAGAAAUUAGGUUAUGUGACGUCACGGAAGAUUACAUGUUACAAGGAGGGUUUUCGUAGGAAUGAUAAACAAAAAGAACAAGUUAAAAAAUCCCGAAGAGAAACUCGAACAGGGUGUCAAGCUCAUAUUAUUGUUACCCGUCAGUCAAUGGGAAAGUACCGUAUUACUAAAGUUGAGUUGGAACAUAAUCAUUCUCUUGUUCCACCGACAAUGGCUCAUGAAAUAGAUUUAGCAGCAUCCUCUGGAUUAUUUUCUAAAGCGACAUUUGAUUUUAUGAGUCUUCAAGCUAGCGGCAGAGUAAAUUUGGGUUACACCAAGUUAGAUCAGAAGAACUACCUCCGAACAAAACGACAAAAAGCUAUAAGACAAGGGGAAGCAGGAGUGCUAGUAGAAUACUUUGAGAAGAAGAGAAUUGACGACCCAUCUUUCUUUUUCUGCGAUUCAAAAAUGAUAAUAGACUAUGAGACUUUUGGAGAUAUGCUAUCAUUUGAUACCACUUACCAGACACCCUUGGUUUUUGUUGGAUUGAACAAUCAUAGGAAAAUGGUUGUUUUCGGAGUUGCUUUAAUGUAUGAUGAGACUUCAGAGUCAUUUCAGUGGUUGUGCGUCUGGCACAUGGAGCAAAAUGCAACUAAACAUCUCAAUCAAAUUUAUAAAAGGUACGCUUCCUUUCGUGGUGAUUUUACACUAUGCAUUUAUGUGGAUGAGGACGAAUUUAUAAAUGCUUGGAAUAGCAUGCUUGGUGAAUAUAACCUUCAUGAAAAUGAAUGGUUGCAAGGAAUAUAUGCAUUAAGAGAAAAAUUAUUUGCGGCAUACGGAAAGAAUUUUUUUUCAGGUGGUAUGAAUAGCACACAAUUGAGUGAAAGUUUGAAUGGUGAUUUGAAGGAUUACUUGCAGUCUGAUUACAAUAUCGUGCAAUUUUUUAAGCAUUACGAUCGAGCAAUUAAGGAUAAGAGAUAUAAUGAGUUGCAAGAUACUUGUGAUGCAUCACAACGAUUUCCGGUAUUAAAAGCACAAGUCUCUAUUUUGGCUCAUGCUAGAGAGGUAUAUACAUCACAUAUUUUCACAUAUUUUCAAGAUGAAUAUAUGAAAUCUUUGUCAAUGAAAGUGAAUAGAUGUGAGGAGAACGAUUUAUCCAUCAUGUGGACAAUAGAUGCAAAAGCCGAAGAUAUUAAAGAAGUUGAUGGGCAAGACAUAGAGAUCAAGGAUCCGAAGUUGAUCACUAUGAAUCGUUAUAGAGUUCUUUGUCCUAUAUUUGUUAGAUUGGCGGCAAAAGCUUCUGAAACAGAUGAUGGCUAUAAGGAAGCAAUAGCGUGUGCAAAUGAGCUAAGUUCAAAAUUGAAAGAAAUCAUGAAGGUGACAGCUCCAUCUCUUUGUACUAGCAGUUCAGGAAAAGAUUUAUCAGAAGCAAAUAAUAGCAAAGAUAUCCUCACACAAGCCAAAGGCUUAAAAAAGAAAGAUGGGACGCGACGUAAAAAGAGGGACAAAGGCUGCCUUGAGGCAAAUGCAAAUAGCAAGAAAGCUCUAGGAAACAAGUCAAGUCGCGUUAACCAAAUUGGAUUGAGAGCCGAUGAUAGAACUCUAUCUGAUAAUGCAAAUAUUUUCAAUCAGGAACCUCUUUGCUUUAAUGUUGAUGCACAUUCACAAAGGUCUUAUUCAGUUCCUCCUGAUCAGGCAAACCUUUUUGAGAGUCAAGGAUCGCAAAAGUUUCAAGAUAAUAAUACAUUAUGA
This is a messenger RNA of Lycium ferocissimum, 1902 nucleotides long. Its product is annotated as protein FAR1-RELATED SEQUENCE 5-like. The transcript has 8 exons. Lineage: Eukaryota; Viridiplantae; Streptophyta; Magnoliopsida; Solanales; Solanaceae. Gene Ontology annotation, biological process: regulation of DNA-templated transcription. The record is from RefSeq and is a predicted model, not a curated record. The coding region runs from base 1 to 1902 and encodes 633 amino acids.